AUGACUACCGGGCCUUUGAAACAAGCGGCCGAGUCCGCUCGAUCGAGAAGCUCUGAGAUCAUAAAGAGCGAUACUGUUGCUGGCAUUUCAAAAUUUAUCCAUACUCCCUACAUGGUGGCAGCUCUCCCAUUCAUCAAUGGCGGUAUUAGUGGCAUGGUGGCCACCACAGUUAUUCAGCCCGUCGACAUGGUCAAAGUCCGCAUCCAGCUUGCUGGCGAAGGCACUGCAUCAGGCCCAAAGCCGAGCCCGAUUGCUGUUGCUCGUCAAAUCGUGGCCAGUGGCAAGUUUUUAGAUUUGUACACUGGUCUAUCCGCUGGACUUUUGCGUCAAGCGGUAUAUACAACAGCUCGUCUAGGCUUCUUCGACACCUUCAUGGGCUCAUUGGGCUCCCGAGCCAAGGCUGAAGGCCGAAGUGUUGGAUUCAAAGAGCGUGCCACUGCCGGUCUCGCUGCUGGCGGUCUCGCUGCCAUGAUUGGAAACCCGGCAGAUCUUGCCCUCAUUCGCAUGCAGAGUGACGGCUUAAAGCCCCUUGCCGAGCGCAAGAACUACAAGUCCGUCAUUGAUGCUCUGUCAUCCAUCGCCAAAAGUGAAGGCGUUGGUGCACUCUGGGCUGGUGCGGCUCCCACUGUCGCCCGAGCCAUGGCCCUCAAUUUCGGUCAGCUUGCCUUCUUCAGCGAAGCCAAGGUUCAGCUGAAGCAAAAGACGGAUCUAUCUCCUCGGAUGCAGACUCUCACCGCGAGUGCCACGGCUGGCUUCUUUGCCUCAUUCUUCAGCUUACCCUUUGACUUUGUCAAGACGCGACUACAGAAGCAGCAAAAGGGACCUGAUGGAAAAUUGCCGUACAAGGGAAUGGCAGACUGCUUUUCCAAGGUAGCUAAGCAAGAAGGUCUGCUGCGAUUCUACCGUGGUUUCGGUACAUACUACGUCCGCAUUGCGCCUCACGCCAUGGUAACUUUGAUUGUUGCCGACUACCUUGGUUGGCUCACAAAGUAA
Beauveria bassiana ARSEF 2860 is the source of this 993-nucleotide messenger RNA. Its product is annotated as putative 2-oxoglutarate/malate translocator. Lineage: Eukaryota; Fungi; Ascomycota; Sordariomycetes; Hypocreales; Cordycipitaceae. Gene Ontology annotation, biological process: transmembrane transport. The transcript has 2 exons. The coding region runs from base 1 to 993 and encodes 330 amino acids. The record is from RefSeq and is a predicted model, not a curated record. Gene Ontology annotation, molecular function: oxoglutarate:malate antiporter activity.